AUGUCCGAACCAAAGACCGGAGAAUUACAUGUCGAGAAUCCAGUCGAAGCGACUCGGAAUGAUGUCGAUACCGAUGUCGAACUCGAUGCCAUCAGCAAGCCGACCGCUGGUAGUGGUCUCGACGCGAUUCAUGAGGACUUGGCUGUUGGAUACAAAGAGUAUCGAGAGGCUCUAGAAGUCGAGGUCAGCCAGCGUGAUGACCGUCGACUCCGAUGGAAGAUCGACCUCGUCAUCCUCCCCAUCUUCCUUUUCACCCAAAUGCUCCAGUUCAUGGACAAGACGGCACUCAACUACGCCAACCUGUUCGGGUAUCAGAAAGCGCUGGGCCUCAAGGGAACCCAGUUCAAUUAUCUUUCUGCCAUGGUCUACGCCGGAUAUUUCUUCGGACAGUACCCCUGCGGUUGGUUGAUCGGUCGAUACCCAGCACAGCGAGUCAUGGCCAUCUCGUGUCUGAUGUGGGGGUUGAUGGUCCUCAUCCUUACACAAUGUCGAUCGUACUCUUCGGCCAUGGCGGUUCGCUUCUUCAUGGGCAUCUUCGAAGCCGCCGUCACCCCUGGUCUCACGCUGAUGACUGGGUUUUGGUACAAGAGAAAGGAGAUCCCUCUCCGACAGUGCAUCUGGUACAGUGCGCUCGGAUUCGGAGGCAUCGCAGGUAGUUAUAUUUCAUUUGGGGUGUCGAAACUUCCAGGGGACCUCACCCCCGAACGUUGGGAACUGAUCUUUUACAUCCUCGGCGGCGCCACCAUGCUGUGGUCUUUUGUCUUGUGGUUUGUGCUUCCGGACACACCCUCCAACGCCCGAUGGCUCAGUCCGCACGAACGGGUCGUCGCCGUGAAACGAGUCGCGGGCAAUCAACUCGGCAUCAAGAACAAGUCAUUCAACAAACAACAAGCAAUACUGGCAUUUUACGACCCGAAAUCGAUUUUGGUCUUUAUCGCCGUUUUUGCCGCUGCCAUACCGAACGGUGUGGUCAACUCCUUCUCCACCAUCAUCAUCAAAGACCUGGGCUUCUCGACCACAAAGACCACGGAGGGGACCAUCACCCUGACGGUACCAAACUCUCGCCUACUGACCGCCACGGCCGCCAACAUCCUCUGCACCGUGGCCGCUGCACUCAUGGCCUACCUCCCUCGUCACAACACCUGGGGUCGACUGGUUUGUUUUUGGCUAGUCAACGCUCAAUCCGUCGGCUUCACCAUUUCCCUCGUCACCAUAAACAGCAACAUGGCAGGCUACACGCAUCGAAGUUUCGCCAGCGCAUUGACCUUUACGGCCUACUGUUGGGGCAACUUUGCUGGGCCAUUCGUGGUCGAGCCAAGUCAAGCACCUGAGUACCGUGGCGCCACCAUCGGAUUACUUGUUGGGUACGCCAUUAAAUUCGGAUGUCAUUUACUCUUACUCGCUUACAUGUUCUUGAGCAACAAACGUCGUGAUCAGAAGUACGGUAUGGCCGACAAGGCAGCGAGUAAUGAGGCAGGUAUGCAAGACAAGACUGAAUACGAGAACAAGAAUUUCAGAUAUGUCUUGUGA
Molecule: messenger RNA, 1530 nt
Organism: Exophiala oligosperma
Lineage: Eukaryota; Fungi; Ascomycota; Eurotiomycetes; Chaetothyriales; Herpotrichiellaceae
Exons: 5
Coding region: 1-1530 (509 amino acids)
Biological process (GO): dipeptide transport; tripeptide transport; allantoate transport
Cellular component (GO): plasma membrane
Molecular function (GO): dipeptide transmembrane transporter activity; allantoate transmembrane transporter activity
Source: RefSeq, a predicted model, not a curated record